AUGACCGAAUCAAAUUCGCAUCCACCACCUCAAACCGCGGCAUCGCCCUCCCCUCCCCCGCCAGCGCCUAUCUCCCAGACGCCUGGCCCUCGCGCCUCGCGCCUGCACCAAGUCUUUGACCAGGCCCUGGCGCGUACCCUGCGCGCAAACUCAUAUGCCAACUUUGCCAGCUGUUUUCCCACGCCGGCGCGACAUGUCCCCGCCAGCCUGGAGAGUGUGUGGCGGCAACUCAACGCGAAGCUGGAGGAGAGUGCCAGGGCAGAGUUCGAUGAAAUAAUCGCGGAGAGGAAGGCUGUCAAGCACUUGAAUGAAUUGGACCGCCUAGUCGGAGAGGCAAAAGCGAGAAAGGACCACGAGGGAGAGAAUGGAGAUGAGGGACAACGAAAAACUGCUCCGCACACUCUCGGCGCCGAAGAUCUGUACAAAGCCCACCUUACGCCAUAUCUCCAGGAAGCGCAGUCAACGCUGAACGAUAGACUUCAGGUUACGCAUGCACAAAACGCAGAGCUGGCACAGACCGUGCAGGCACAAAGACUGGAAAUCGAGAAGCUGCUUUCCCACGUCGAGUCGGUCGUCGCGGACCUCGAGGGCGCUGCCACGGCCGCUACCCAGUUUAGCAAAGAGCACCAUCUUCGUCAAGACGCGGUCCAGAUGGAUAAAGAGGUCAACGCGCAGCCGGGUCUUUAG
This is a messenger RNA of Penicillium alfredii, 687 nucleotides long. Its product is annotated as PMF1/NNF1 family protein. The transcript has 2 exons. NCBI's taxonomy places the organism in Eukaryota, Fungi, Ascomycota, Eurotiomycetes, Eurotiales, Aspergillaceae. The coding region runs from base 1 to 687 and encodes 228 amino acids. The record is from RefSeq and is a predicted model, not a curated record. Gene Ontology annotation, cellular component: MIS12/MIND type complex. Gene Ontology annotation, biological process: chromosome segregation.